UUCUUCUGCUUUGUUAGUUUUGUUUUGGGUAUUUCUUGAUGUUGUAUUUAUGGCAACUUCCACUACCCAUUUUAUGCACCAAUUUCACUCUCAAAACGAAGACGAAACCACCGAAAACCACAAUGGAGAUGUAGUGGCUCGGCGUCCACGGGGUCGGCCUCCCGGAUCCAAGAACAAGCCGAAGCCGCCAGUCAUAAUAACUCGCGAAAGCGCCAACACGCUAUGCGCUCACAUCCUCGAAGUAGGCGGCGGGAGCGACGUGUUCGAGUCGGUUGCCAUGUAUGCAAGAAAGCGACAGCGCGGGAUCUGUAUAAUGAGCGGGAGUGGUAUAGUAACUAACGUGAGUCUGCGCCAGCCAGCAGCGGCUGGAGCCGUUGUCACGCUUCACGGAAGGUUCGAGAUACUUUCUUUGUCCGGGUCGUUCUUGCCGCCGCCAGCGCCUCCAGGGGCGACGAGUUUGACUAUUUUUUUGGCUGGAGGUCAAGGGCAGGUGGUCGGAGGGAACGUGGUAGGCGAGUUGGUUGCUGCUGGGCCGGUUAUGAUGAUAGCGGCUUCGUUCACUAACAUGGCUUACGAGAGGCUGCCAUUGGAUGAGGAGGAGGAGAAGGCGACGACGGGAGCUAAUAGUAGUGGGGCUAAUCCGCCGCCGCCGUCGCUUCCCUUCUUUAGUUUACCUAAUGGUGUUCAACUUCCGCCAGCUGCGGGUGACGGCUGGGGUGGAAGCCCGGCUGCGCGUUCGGGUUAUUGACUAGUCUAUAUAUAAUGUUGUAAGAUCAAAAGGUCAGUUAUAAAUAUCUAAUCUUUGUAGUUUCUAAAAAUUAGUUAAUUCGGUUAGUGUUUUGUUAUUGUUAAUGUUGUUGUUUUAGUGUUUCUUCCCACUUCUGUUUUUGUAUAUUAUGUUAUGGAUUCCUCCA
Messenger RNA from Tripterygium wilfordii, 914 nucleotides. Its product is annotated as AT-hook motif nuclear-localized protein 23-like. Lineage: Eukaryota; Viridiplantae; Streptophyta; Magnoliopsida; Celastrales; Celastraceae. The record is from RefSeq and is a predicted model, not a curated record. The transcript has a single exon. Gene Ontology annotation, molecular function: minor groove of adenine-thymine-rich DNA binding; DNA-binding transcription factor activity. Gene Ontology annotation, cellular component: nucleus. Bases 50 to 748 code for a protein of 232 amino acids.